This is a messenger RNA of Vespa crabro (European hornet), 4414 nucleotides long. Its product is annotated as frizzled-9-like. NCBI's taxonomy places the organism in Eukaryota, Metazoa, Arthropoda, Insecta, Hymenoptera, Vespidae. The record is from RefSeq and is a predicted model, not a curated record. Gene Ontology annotation, biological process: canonical Wnt signaling pathway; non-canonical Wnt signaling pathway. Gene Ontology annotation, cellular component: plasma membrane. Gene Ontology annotation, molecular function: Wnt receptor activity; Wnt-protein binding. The coding region runs from base 2665 to 4128 and encodes 487 amino acids. The transcript is spliced from 5 exons.
CGUUCGCGGCUCGUAUAACCACUCGGCAGAACCGACUUUUCCAGGAAACAUCCUGUUGAAAAGUAAACGAGCUUCUCUCGUCUACUUUACCCUCGACUCCUUCGAAAUCUCGUCCGUUUGGUCGGAUUACCCUUUGAAUUUCUUAUAAUUUAUUUCCUCUACGUCUUUCCGUUCAUUUUCUCUUUAUUUCGACGUUAUGCCGACGAAAAAAGAGAGAAGUGCAACGAUAUAAAAGUUUAUUCGCGUUCGCGUAUCUCGCGGGCUCGAUGUCAGACAUGAAAAGCGCAUUAAGACGAUCGGAUAUCGCUGAGGAUAGGGGCCUUUUGAUGAUCGCCGAUCGAGAUAGCUCGCCGGCAAACCCAGAUGGUUUCUAACCUCAAAACCUCUCCUCGAUACCGUCCAAGUAAUUAAUUUGAAAGUCGGUUUAAUUAGUUGCCUCCGUGAUUCUCUCUUUUAGCUAACUAUGAAGUAAUAUCUUUUAAAUCGCUAAAUAAAGAAGCGGACUCGCUUCCUUUCUAUGUAUUAUUUCUUUUAUCGGUGUUUCGAGCAAUGAACUUUCUUGAAGAUAUCAUUUUUAGCUUAUUACAGGUAAAUGGUAUCUAUCGGCUAUCUGCUGGAUGAUCAUCAAUCGCGAAUCUAACCGGCAAGCGAGUCGAGUAUUCGUUGUUCAUUUCUUCUUGUACGAUGGAAUGAAAAAAUUGCACAAAUGAAAGGUUAAUGAACGGUGCGUCGAGAGCAGUCUCGAGGACGAACGAAGGGAAGGAGGAGAGAGCGAACGAUCACAGAAGCGUGUAUGAGACGCGACGGGACGUAUCGUGGAUAAAUUAAAGUCGAUCUUUUUAGUGGCUUGCGAAGGACGGCGACAAAGGCGCGCAAAUUAUUCAAUACAUACGUCGUCAUUGAGCAACGCUCACAUCUUUUAUAAUGUACAAACGAAAGUAGAAAGAGAUAAAACGCUAAGAAGAAGAUUUCUUUUUUAAUUACAUUUUUGUUUACAAAUAAUUCGACGUUACAUUGUAUUUUCGUACUCAAUGAAAACAAUGUUGGAGGUAGAUGCAUGUGUGCGCAGGAACGAUUGGUCUCUCUUGUCGCUGCGUUAAAAUCUCCAGCUGUGCGAAUCGGUGUACACGCUGAGAGAAAUUAUAUAAAGGACGUGCGUGGAAGGCGAGUCGUCGACAUUAAAGGAUCAAAGGGACGGUUCUAUCUAUCCUAUCAAAUCUUUUUGCUGAUCCUUCGACGGAAAAGGAGAAGAAGAAAAGAAAUAAGGAAGGAAGGAAGGAAGGAAGGAAGGAAGAAAAAAAGAAAGAAAGAAAGGAGGUCACCGCAAGAAGCUUUUUCGCCGACGUAUUCGUACAUACGCGCACAUAACAUGCGCGUACAUAUCCUGCGUACUCGAGGGAAUAUCGAAGGCAAGGCACGCGGCUAUAAAAGCUGAACCGAUCCGAGCGAGAGGAACGACCCGAGGCUGUUGAAGGAGUUCUGGUGAGGGGAACGAAAGGGUGAAAUGAGGAGAGGGAGAGAGAAAAGAGGAAGCCGCUCGAAUCGUGCGAGUACGAAGCAAGAAGAAGAAAAUGAGAGAGAUAGAGUGGAGAGAGAGAGAGAGAGAGAGAGAAAGAAGAUGAAAAGGAGAAGAAGCGGACUACAUCUUACCACUACUAAUACACUACUACGCAACGCAAAGUCUCUUCGUUGUCUCCGAGAGAGAGCUAAGGAAAGAGAAGGUCUCUCUCUCUUUCUCUUUUUCGCGAGCCAUCUCGGUUGUCUGUCAAGACACUUUUAAAACGCUAUCCUCCAGCAGAAGCAUCGACGUGGAGCCACCCUUUCUCUCCCUUCAAGGUGGAUUCCCUUCUUUCUUAUUCCCUAUGGUGCUCUCGGCGGGCCAUUCUCGGAGAAAAACGUGAAAUAACGAAGGAAGGGAAUGCACCAUGCGGGAACCGGUCUCCGUUUCUUCGUUCGUUCCUUCUUUCCUUCCUUCCUUCCUUCCUUCGUUGAUUUCUGUUCUUCCCCAGAACGCAUAGUCUAGCUCUCGUCGUUCCAGACAAGGAAGAACUUUUUAUCUUCUUCUUUCUUCUCUUCCUUCUCCUCUUCUUCUUCUUCGUCAUUGUCGUCGUCGAAUCAAGAGGAGAGACCGACCGUGACAGGGACGAGCAUCCGUCACGAGACCGAUGCGAUCCAUCUUCCAACGUCCUCUCUCGUUUUUUCCUCCAUUAUACUCGAGGGUGCAAAGGAACUAUCGCGGUGAAGCUUCUUUACUUUCCUUUACCAAAUGCGACCAUUUAUGCGACCACCACAUAAUAGCUAUAUAUAUAUAUAUAUAUAUAUAUACACACAUAACUAUAUAUUUGAGAUGCCAUUAGACUCGCUAGAUAUUUUUAUUUUAUUUCACAAUUAAUGUCGAUUUAAAUAUGAGACGAAUUUUGUAAAAUGGACGAGACAUUUGCUCCUAUGAUAAGGAUUCGAAAAAAGAAAGAGAGAGAGAGAGAGAGAGAGAGAGAGAGCGCGCGCGCGAAACGUUUUCGAGAUGCCCGGAGGGAUGUAGAAAAAGAGAAAGAGGAGGAAGAGGAGGAGAGGAGGACUACGACGAUCGAAAAUAAGGGGGUAAUGCACCUAACGGGGCGGAGGAGACGGCGGUUCCAUGAGAUAUAACGAGCGCUAGCGACACUGAUGCCUCUAGUGCAUUACAACUGUUCGAAACACUUGAGGCUCUUUCUUUGUGCCGUCUUUGCCCCUGUAUGCUCCGAACAUGUGGCCAUGCAGAUACCCGCCUGCAAAUCUCUCUGUCUUUCGGUUAGGAGAGAGUGCGAGCCGGCACUGACCAGCCUCACUCUUCCUUGGCCACAUAUGCUCGACUGCGAUCGAUUUUUGGAUCGAGGUAACACACUUUGCGUUCAACCACCCGAGGAAACUCUUCUCUCGGAAGCCGCCGUUCCGUCUGUUCAACAACAAUGGCCAACGCAAGAACAAAUUCAGCCUGUUCAAACGUCCACGGGACUGCAGAAUCAUCAUCAGUGUCCGCCUCAUUUCGUACAAACGCCGGAUGUACAAAUGAUCUCUUGUGCUCCACGUUGCGGUACUGACGCUUAUUAUCGUGCCGAAGAUAAAAAAUUUGCCGAACGAUGGAUGAUAGGAUGGGCAUGGCUCUGCUUUUUAUCCACCCUUUUCACUCUUUUAACGUUCUGGGUCGAGCCCUCCAGAUUCCGUUAUCCAGAGAGACCCAUAGUAUUUUUGGCCCUCUGUUACAACUUAUUGUCGGUAAAUUAUAUCAUCAGAGGUGCAAUCGGUGUCGAAAUUCUUAGCUGUGUCAGCCAACUCGAUGGACCGAGUUAUGUGCCGGUUCACGACGGAUUAAAGAGUAUUCCUUGUACGAGCUGGUGGAUCGUCAAGCAUUAUCUGAGUUUAGCCAGUAGCACUUGGUGGGCGAUAUUGUGCGGUUGUUGGUUUCUCAGCGCUAGAAACGAGUGGAGUAGCGAAGCUUUGCACAAUAUUGCUUCGUAUCUACAUGCAGUUGCUUGGGGAUUACCGCUCUUUGCUACCGGAGGCAGCUUACUUUCUCGUCAGAUAGUUGCCGAUGAACUUACUGGUCUCUGUCAAAUCGCCGAUGAAUCCGCUUUGUGGCUUGAAGUUUUACCACACGCGAUUCUGAUCUUUCUUGGUUGCAUUUUAGCAGCAGUGGCAGGUGGUGCGUUGAUUCGCGUACGACGUGCUAUACGUUCGGCCGGUCGUAGCGCGACGAAGUUGGAGAGACUGAUGACUCGUCUUGGAAUCUUUGCGUUGCUUUACGCCUUACCAGCCCUUGGUAGCUUAACCUGUAUUCUACACGAGUCUUCGACAAGACCUCGGUGGCGAACGCUCGCACUUCUCGCUGCUCUUGAUUGUCGAUCAGCGGAGAACUGUGUACCGGGCCCUGUUUAUAGAGCGGCAGGUCUCGAAGUGGCUCUUCUCAGGCCAUUUUUGUCUUUGGUCAUUGGCGUGACCUCGGGUAUGUGGGUCUGGUCUGGCAAAACUUGUAGAGCUUGGAGUAAAUUACUCGCAGCUCCUAGUAAACCUACCAGAUCGAUCCCAACUGCCCAACCUCUGACACAAAAUGUUCUUCGGAAUUUUAAACCUGAUGUAAAUAAUCUGCCAUGAGGAGAGUAUUAGUGAAAUGUACGCAAAGGAAUUUCGAAAUUGUACAUAAUAUGUAAAUAUUACGAAUGUAUUAUAUUUUCUAAAGACCGAUCUUUUAGACGUGUUUAAAACGCUCUUUAUAUAUAUAUAUAUAUAUAUUUUUUUUUUUCUUUUUUUUUUUUUUUUAUCGAUUUUCAUUUGUAGGUAAGAUGAAGCUGUACAGACAAUUCAUUUUAAUUAUGAAAUCAUUGUUUCUUAAUAUGCUGUAUUAAUUUAAUACAAAAAUAAAGCAAUUUGAAAUCGUCAA